Molecule: messenger RNA, 2487 nt
Organism: Pimephales promelas (fathead minnow)
Lineage: Eukaryota; Metazoa; Chordata; Actinopteri; Cypriniformes; Leuciscidae
Source: RefSeq, a predicted model, not a curated record
GGGUGGAGUUACACACACUGACAUCCAGAACAUCGCUUCUCCUCAGAAAAGGAGCACAACCUUAAUGCAUAAGGGUUUAUGCCUCGCAUACGUCUCUUAUUGGAUGAUGUGACGAUAAAGUAAGCCGAUCGUUGUUGACGAACACACGCAUGUAUGUUCAUUGUGGAUCCCAUUUCCAGCGUUGACUGAUCCCGAGCUCCAGUCUUUUUAACGGGAUCCGAACCAGCUGUAUAUCAGUACUGUAUUUCUGCAAUGAACACCGCAAGACUGAACACAGAGGAAUAUUUUAAGGAAUAACCCGCAUACCUGGGAAAAACAUGGAAUAAUAAGAAGUGCUUCCAUUUUUUUCAGGUGUCGCAGGACGCGCGUGUGUGUGUGUGUGUGUGUGUGUUCCAGGAUGCCGCUGGUGAAGCGCAGCAUCGAGCCUCGUCAUCUGUGUCACACGGCUCUUCCACACACCAUCAGAAAUGAGCUGGAGUGUGUGACCAACAUCUCUCUGGCCAACGUCAUACGACAGCUGAGUAGCCUCAGUAAAUAUGCGGAGGAUUUGUUCGGAGAACUCUUUAAUGAAGCUCAUUCCUUCUCGUUUCGAGUGAACUCACUCCAGGAGAGAGUCGACCGCCUGUCAGUCAGCGUCACUCAACUCGACCCGAAAGAGGAGGAGUUGUCUCUUCAGGACAUCACGAUGAGGAAGGCUUUCCGCAGCUCCACGACCCAGGACCAGCAGCUGUUUGAGCGCCAGUCUCUGCCCGUCCCGAUGCAGGAGACGUACGAGCUGUGCGAACAACCUCCGCCGCUCAACAUCCUCACGCCCUACAGGGAUGAUGGGAAGGAGGGUCUGAAGUUCUACACCAACCCGUCGUACUUCUUCGACCUGUGGAGAGAGAAAAUGCUUCAGGACACAGAAGACAAGCGGAAAGAGAGGCGGAAACAGAAGUUGCAGGAUCCACACAUGUAUGAUCAGGUCUAUAAAUAUUUAGACCUUCCAGUGCAGCUGAAGAACAUCGAUCGCCCCCAUGAUCUGGAGAAGGUCCCGCGAGCGCCUCACGACCGGAAGAAGGAGUGGCAGAAGAUGGCGCUGGGGGCGGAGCUUGCUGACGACGACAUGGGGGACACACACACAAACACCAACGGGUCGACAACCUACCAAGAACACAGGCAGAUGUACAUGGAUCAUCUGGACGGGUCGUUCUCUCUGGCUGCGCUGCCGUACUCUCAGAUGAACGAACUCCUGAGUCGCAGCGGAGAGAGAGCAUUCGGACGCCCACACGACCCUCCACCACCACCACCCACAUACACACCCGACCUCAAACCAGCCUCUGUUAUCAGCUCCAGCUCAGGUUUCUCCGACAGCGUCACUCAGUCUCCGGCUCGCACACCUGUCUUCCUCAACUCGAAUGCCCCGCCCCCAGCCCCGCCCCCUUUACCCCCUCCCCCGCCGCCUCUGCCAGCCAGCCAAUCAGGUUCAAGGAUGCAAGGUUCAGCCCCGCCUCCAAUCCCUCCCUUACCUUCCCAGCAUCCACCGGCCAUCCCCCCUGCCCCCGCCCCCCUCCAGAUCGCCCCGGGCGUCCUUCAUCCCGCCCCGCCUCCGGUGGCUCCGCCCCUUCACUCAUCCCCCGCCCGCGGACAGCAGGCUUCGCCCACAUGUGGCGAUGGGAUGGUUUUGCCGCCGCCCCCUCCUCCCCCUCCUCUUCCUUUCCUGGGAAACAGAAGCUCCUCCCCCUGCACGUCAUAUGCCCCGCCCUCCAUGCCUUCCUUCCCCUCAGGGGCUGUUUCGUUGGCGCCCACUCACUCGGGUCACGAGGUCAAGCGGAAUCCCUCAAACCUGCCGCCAAUCAGCGACGCCCGCAGCGUCCUAUUGGAGGCCAUCCGUAAAGGGAUCCAGCUGAGGAAGGUGGAAGAGCAGCGGGAGCAGGAGGCCAAACACGAGCGCGUGGGGAACGACGUGGCCACUAUCCUGUCCCGUCGCAUCGCAGUGGAGUACAGCGACUCCGAGGACGAGUCCGAGUUCGAUGAGGUCGACUGGAUGGAGUGAGAGUGUGUGUGUGUGUGUGUAUGUGUGUGUGUGUGUGUGUGUGUGUGUCCCGUCGCAUCGCAGUGGAGUACAGCGACUCCGAGGACGAGUCCGAGUGUGAACCUUCUUCCUAAUAACGGUUCCAUCAGCCAAUCACACUCCAGGCUCCCAGAAUGCUUUGCUCUCAUGUUUUUUAACCACACGUUCCACUUGUUGUGCAACUGAUGAACAAUAAGGGUUUUUCGGCUGUCAUACUUCUGUAAUCCCCCACAUGACAGGAGUGUGUCCCGCCAGAGUGUGUGUGUUACACGUUAAAUAUCAUCGAAAGCUUCUUCCGUGUCAGAGAUGUGAUGUUCGAUGUGUUUGUGCGACUGCGAAAGGAAAACAAACGAGGGAAUGAGUGUGUUAAAGGACAACCCCGGCGCAAAAUGAACAUUUGGUCUAAUUACACAUUGUUACCUAGUCAACCGUUA